Messenger RNA from Striga asiatica, 1429 nucleotides. NCBI's taxonomy places the organism in Eukaryota, Viridiplantae, Streptophyta, Magnoliopsida, Lamiales, Orobanchaceae. The record is from the annotation of a GenBank genome assembly.
AAGUAAUCCAAAUUGGAAUUACAACAAAACAUUAAAACGACUUCUGUAUAAAUAUAUAGGGGUGUUAGGCUUACAAAUCGCUUCAUUGCACAAGUUUGCUUAUGUAAUAACAUUAAUCUACAAACAAUAUGAAUAAGUUUCUACAUUUUACGGCUUGUCUGGGGCUAUUCUUUACCGUUGUCCUCAAUGUCACAGAUGCUCAAGUAGGAGUUUGUUAUGGGAUGCUCGGUAACAACUUGCCUCCAGCAUCUGAUGUUGUGGCUCUAUACAAACAACACAACAUUACAAUGAUGAGGCUCUUUGACCCGAGUCAACCCGCUCUAGAAGCCCUUCGAGAUUCCAACAUUGACGUUAUCCUCGGCAUUCCCAAUUCCGAUCUCCAAUACUUAGCAGCCUCCCAAGCAAACGCCGAUGCUUGGGUCCAGAAAAACAUAAACAACUUUACUAACGUAAAAUUUAAAUAUAUUGCAGUUGGGAACGAAGUCGACCCUUCCCAAAGAGCCUCUGUUCUUCUCGCCAUGCAAAAUAUUCACAAAUCUGUAUCGACAGCUAAUCUCGAGAUAAAAGUCUCCACUGUUAUAGAUACGGGACUUAUUGCUAACUCGUAUCCUCCAGAAAACGGGACAUUCGGAUCAGAUGUAUUUCCGUACAUCACUCCAAUUGUUCGAUUCUUGGUCGACAACAGUGGGCCGUUGCUUGUCAAUGUGUACCCUUAUUUCGCUUACAUUAACAAUAAGGCACAAAUUUCUCUUGAUUAUGCGCUUUUUACGUCUAGUGGGGUCGUUAUGCCUUCUGGCGUGAGGUAUCAGAAUCUUUUCUAUGCGAUUGUUGAUUCAAUUUAUGCGGCUUUGGAAAAAAUCAAUGGGUCGACUGUGAGAAUAGUGGUGUCUGAGAGCGGUUGGCCUUCGGCUGGAGGGGACACGACUACUUUCGAUUAUGCGAAGACUUAUUUGACGAAUAUGAUUCAACGUGUCAAAAGUGGGACACCUAAACGACCUGGAGAGCCGAUUGAGACCUACGUUUUUGCGAUGUUCGAUGAAAAUCAGAAAAGUCCCGAAUACGAGAAGAACUUUGGGGUCUUUACGCCAGACAAGCAGCUCAAGUACCCGAUUAACUUUUAGGAGAUACUUGGAGAAUAUACAUAACAAAUAAAACACAUAUCUGAAAUGGUUGAUUGUAAUUUAUAUGAAAGGAAGUUAUUACCUGAGUGAAUAGAUGUGACAAAUUGAUGUCGUAACUAUGAGGAGAAAGUUAUAAUAUCCGUCUUAAAAAAUAAUAAAUAAUAUCAGUCUUAAAUCGCUCCACCACUUCUCAUUUUUGUGCGAGUCCUUGAGCAAAAAAGACUGUUUGCACUCUCUACCGUUAUUUAUUUAUUACGUUUUAUUUAAUAUUUGAGUCCACUCCUUAAUAAUAUUAUAUUAUUUCAAUA